AUGAGACGUCUUAAUGAGAGUGCAUUACUUCCACAUCAAAGAGGCAGUGCUCUGUGCCAGCAGAAAUCGAGCAGAAUCGCACAAAGACUACCAUCAGUGAAAAUCAUGGCAGACCUAUCGGCAGCUACCCUCAAGCUGAGGAAAGAAUUCCAAGAGAUCACGGAGGAGCUGAGAAAUAAAGGGAUCCGGUACCGAUGGGGAUACCCCACCAAAUUGCUGAUCACCAAAAAUGGCGGACUAAAAAUUAUACACACACCAGAAGACGGACUCAAGCAACUCAGAGAAUGGGGCCUACUAACAGGGUUCCCGAAGAAAGCAGGCCCAGCAGAGCGCCUAAUACCUGAAUGGCGCCAACUAUCCAACAAAUCUACAUAA
Messenger RNA from Pelobates cultripes (western spadefoot toad), 375 nucleotides. Lineage: Eukaryota; Metazoa; Chordata; Amphibia; Anura; Pelobatidae. The record is from the annotation of a GenBank genome assembly.